AUGGUCGCCAGAUUCCGCCGCUCCAUCUCCCUCCCCGGACGGAACCCAAAGUCCGACGGCGGCGGAAGAGUGUGCCCGCUUCAGCCGGCGAAGCCACCUCCCGCGAGGUCCACCAGUCUCCCCAGCCACGCCGAACAGCCGGCAGUCGCACAGGUCGAGGAGGAGCUCCGCGCCGCUGGUGUCUGGCAUUCCUCCGGCGCAGAGCCCCUCCCCUCCUCCUGGCUCUGCUCCGGUCUCCUUCGCCUCGAGCUCCUCCUCCUCGCCCUCGACGAGGUCCUCCAGCUGCCGCAGACGCAGGAGGCCCUCCGCCGCAGCCGCUGCGGCCCCUCUGCCGUCGCCGAGAAGCUGCUCAGCGAUCUGCUCCUAUUCGCCGACGUCCACGGGUCCUUCCGCAUGGUCAUCGUCUCUCUGCAGGAGCUGCAGGCGGCGGCGCAGGCCGCCGUCCGGCGGAGGGAUGGCGAAAGGCUCGCCUCCCUCGGGAGGUCCCUCAGGAAGGCCGAGAAGGAGCUCACCGCGAUGGCGCCGGUGGCCCUCGGGAAGGGGGAGCAGGAGCCCCACUCCUCGACUCCCGACGGGGAGCUGGCGGCGAUUCUGAAGGAGGUGAGCGCCGCGACGGCGGCGGUGUCGGCGGCCGUCUUCCGGGGGACGGCGGCGGCGGUCUCGCUGGCGGCGGCGGUCUCGCUGGCGGCGGCAGUGGUGGGCUCCAAGUCGUCUUCCUGGGCUGCUCUGAGGAGAAGGGUGCCGCCAAUGUCGUCUUACUCGAAGAAUAGCGUCGCCGCAGAGGAGGAGACGGCGGGGAAGAGGUCAACGGCGGCCAUGGCGGCGCUGGCGGAGCUGGGAGAAUGCUUGUCGGCGCUGGAGAUCCCCAGCGAGAGGACCUUCAGGAGACUGAUCAACGCCAGGGUCUCCGUCCUCAACAUCUUGACCCCCUGA
Spirodela intermedia is the source of this 933-nucleotide messenger RNA. The record is from the annotation of a GenBank genome assembly. Lineage: Eukaryota; Viridiplantae; Streptophyta; Magnoliopsida; Alismatales; Araceae.